AAGUAUGGCUGUGUUACAUAGAGAAACUAGGCGCGCUGAAGCCCUAGGCAGCAGUUUCAACCAUAUGCCUGGCUUUUCCAGCCUUUGAACAACCUGUAGUCUAAGACAUUUCCAUUUUGCCUCUGUUAACAUGUAUCCUUCUGAUCAGUGUCCAGUGUAUGCCCCAUUUUUCAGCGCUCUUGGGUGCGCAGUUGCCAUGUGCCUCUCUGCGCUGGGCGCCGCGUACGGAACAGCAAAAGCAGGUGUAGGUAUCACAAUGAGUGGUAUUAUGCGUCCAGAUACAGUCAUACGAAACUCUGUGCCAGUAGUGAUGGCUGCUAUCCUAGCUAUCUAUGGAUUGGUAGUCUCAGUGAUGAUUACAAACCGCAUGCAGGCAGAAACUCACCUCUUUACUGCCUUUGUUCAUCUAGGAGCGGGAAUCGCAGUUGGUGUCUCGGCACUUGGGGCAGGAUUCACCAUUGGCAUUACUGGAGACGCCGGCGUUCGAGGAGUGGCUCAGCAGCCGAGACUUUUCAUGCCUAUGAUGUUGAUUCAGAUAUUCUCCGAAGUUCUAGGCUUGUAUGGUAUGGUGGUCGCACUGCUGAUGCUAACAAGAGCGUCAUCUGUAAACUGCUAGGUGCGGAUGACUAGAGCAACAAGCAGAAACUCGAGAAUACAGGUUCAUAAUCAAUUCCAACGAGAUGCUGUCAUGUUUUUCUACCCAUCAGGACACUAUACGGAUCUUGGAGCCUCUACAAAUCGGCAGCCAUUCGAACCGCCUACACGUCUUCGUACUUUUUAUGAACGUUCUUGAGCAUUAUAUGGAUCUCAAUUGGUUUACCGCUGAUAAGAGAAAGCCGAGCUAGCGCUUGAGCCUUCGAAUUUUACUCCUUACGCGCAUAACAAAACAUUGUUCGAGUACAGUCGCUCUUUUCUGCUGAAAGAUUACUUUUCGAUAGGUUCUAAUCAAAGAUUGUUGUAUUUGA
Verruconis gallopava is the source of this 965-nucleotide messenger RNA. Its product is annotated as V-type ATPase, C subunit. NCBI's taxonomy places the organism in Eukaryota, Fungi, Ascomycota, Dothideomycetes, Venturiales, Sympoventuriaceae. Bases 131 to 616 code for a protein of 161 amino acids. Gene Ontology annotation, cellular component: proton-transporting V-type ATPase, V0 domain. The transcript is spliced from 5 exons. The record is from RefSeq and is a predicted model, not a curated record. Gene Ontology annotation, molecular function: proton-transporting ATPase activity, rotational mechanism. Gene Ontology annotation, biological process: proton transmembrane transport.